AUGAGAGCACCUCCUUUGGACGUGGUUCUUAGUUGGCCUCCACCCGACUACGAUGCACCAUUCAAAAACGCCCCAGCAGGGAUUUCUAUUUCUGUCUUCUUAAUGGUCAUUGUCACUGCCAUUUUGGGGAUCCGGAUAUAUACAAGAAAGUACAUCACUAGAGGAUUCGGCCCAGAUGAUAUUCUCAUCAUUUUCGCCUACAUUCCCUGUCUGGGUUUCUCAAUCAGUGGUAUGAUUGCCCAAGUGUAUUAUGGCUGGGGAAAAGACUUAUGGAAUGUUCGCCCUGCGAUAUAUAAGUCUGCUCUUCAGUCUGCUUUCGGUGCAUACACUCUUUUCGGCACCGCGACAACUCUCAUCAAGCUGUCCAUGCUUGCCAUGACAUAUCGCCUCGCAUGUACUGCGUCGAAAACCUUUAAACGCAUCGUUGUCGGCUGCAUGAUCCUGGUUGGCGCUAAUGGCAUCUGCUUCCUCCUUGUCACUUGGCUGCAGUGUCGACCUUUACACCUGUACUGGACCAUCUCUCACGAGAAGCAAAACUGUAUAGACGAGCCCGCCCACCUUCUGGCUGCUGGCACCAUCAACACUGUAACAGAUCUUCUCGUCGUUAUCCUGCCGCUGGUCAUCUUCAUUAAGCUGCAGGGCCCGAACAGCAUGCUGUCAAGGCGGCAAGUUUUCAUCGUCAAUAUUCUAUUCGCCGCAGGCUUCUUUGCCACCAUCGCGGGUGCUGUCCGUACUUACGUGACCUGGCGCAUGACCUCAGCUCCCGAUUUUAACAUCACCCAUUGGUUCUGGCUUACAUGGCUUUCUUCCAUGAUCGAAAUCUACGUUGGUAUCAUCGCUGCCAGCGUGCCUGCAACGAAGCCUUUCAUGGCGCAAUAUGUACCUAUGCUUCUCGGGGCCACUAAGUUCACAAACAGCCCUACUUGCGUGUCGCGUACUGAUCGCUAUGCCUUGCCUGCCAGCCUCUCUCACACGAAGAACGGUUACGUCCGUGAUGAUUCCUACGACCUGCCUUUUUACGAAUCAAUAUCGACAGUCAGUAAAGUGGGACCAACAAUAUACAACUCCCCAACCACUGAUUCCCUAUCGGCGCCAAAUGGGUUGGAAGAAGGGUCUAAAUUUGAUGAACAUACAUAUAGCUAUAAGAGUUACGCCGCUAUAGAGAGUCUAACGCUACCUGCUCAGCAAGUCGCUACCACUUCUUCCUUCAACACAACAGAAGAGGAGACGACUCUUCAAUCAACGAUUGAGCUUCUACAAUUAGAAAUAAUGUCUUUCCCAAUCAUACACAUCAAUGGCUAUCCAGGCACUGGCAAGCUCACCAUCGCGCGAAAGCUCGUCGACCUUCUAUUGCCUUACAACGGGAAACUUGUUCAUAACCAUCUUCUCAUCGACCCAGUAGGUGCUAUCCUACCACGUUCCAGCCCAGACUAUCAGCAUGUACGCCGUGCACUCCGAUCUGUCAUCUUUGUCGUGACAUCGGACACUGCCAACGCAUCAGAGUCCGUCUUUGUCUUUACCGACUUCCAGUCUGAUGAUAAUAUUGGCCGUAGCGUCAUCGCCGAGUAUCGCGACAUGGUCGCCCGUCGACGCUGCAUUUUUGUUCCCAUCACUGUUACCUGCAGUAAAGAUGAAAAUCUACGUCGACUGUCCUCUUCCGAACGGAUUGUUCAUGGGAAACUUGCAGAUACCGAAAUGGUGACACACCUGCGGGAUCACUCCUUGAUACACCAAUGGUCAAAAGAUGAUCCCCUCCACAUGGAACUUGACAUUACGGAACUGAAAACCAACGAAUCCGCUCGUGUCAUAUUUGAACAUGUGUUAAGGGUUUGCAAGGAGCUGGACCGCUCGUGA
Messenger RNA from Fusarium venenatum, 1854 nucleotides. RefSeq lists its product as uncharacterized. The record is from RefSeq and is a predicted model, not a curated record. NCBI's taxonomy places the organism in Eukaryota, Fungi, Ascomycota, Sordariomycetes, Hypocreales, Nectriaceae.